Messenger RNA from Anthostomella pinea, 1182 nucleotides. The record is from the annotation of a GenBank genome assembly. Lineage: Eukaryota; Fungi; Ascomycota; Sordariomycetes; Xylariales; Xylariaceae.
AUGCAGAAAGGGACAUCAUCAGACCACUUUUUCCAGACCGAUGCAGACAACGCGCAAAAGGAAAGGCGGGCGGCCAAGGCUAGUAACAAGAAUGGCGACCCCAUUACCUUGAAGUCAAAACUGCUGGCUGCGGUACCGCACCCGACUUCACCAUCGUCAAUUCUCGUCGCAGAGUCUGCAGGUGCGGUUCGCAGAGUAAAUGUUGAUACGGGAGAUACGAAACAUGUAUUCAGGGGCCCAACAAUACCCGUGACAUGCGUUGCAGUGGGCGGUCCCGGGAACCACACAGUAUUCGCCGGGUCCUGGGAUAAAGAUGUUUGGUCAUGGGAUCUGGCAUCCAAGGCUCCGGGCCGCAAGUACAGCGGUCAUUCGGAUUUCAUCAAGGCCGUGGUAUGCACCAAGAUCGGUGGGAAGGACUGCCUCAUCAGCGGAGGGGCAGACAAGAAGAUCAUGGUCUGGGAUAUCGAGACAGGAUCCCGGCUUCACGUGCUGCAGGACCAGACCAUCUCCAUGAUGGCCGUGCAACACUUCGCCAUCGAUCCUCUACAGUCGGAACCCGACGCCAUCAUUCUGGUCAGCGCCAGUAGCGAUCCUCAUGUCCGUCGGUGGCGUAUCAGACUCGAUGGGUUUGAGCAACUCAAGGAAACGACCCCCAACGAGCCUAGUGUGGUGCAGCACACGAUCCUGGAACACGACACCACAGUGUACAAGGUGGUGUUUGACAGCGAAGGUGAAGAGGUAGAUCUGUGGACAUCGAGUGGCGACGGCUUGGCCAAAUGUCUAUCGCGGGCCAAGGGUUUUGCCGCUGACGAUACCUUCAAGCACGGCGGCCAUGUACGAGCCGUGGCUGUCACUGAUCAGUGGGCAGUAACAGCAGGCCGAGACGAGGAUAUCAAGGUCUGGGACCGUACAUCGGCUAAGCUGUACUGCACCCUAGACGGGCAUUACGAUGAGGUUACCGACCUAGUCGUUCUUGAUGGAGGCAAGCGUGUCGUGUCUGUAUCCAUCGACGGAACUGUACGGACCUGGCCGCUCCACCAGACUGAGUUGGACAAGGUGAACAAGGAGAAGGAAGAUGCAGCUCAGGCGGUGGAGGAGGAGGAAACACCGGCAGAGUCGGCCGAGGGGCUUAUGACAGCAGACGAGGAAGCCGAACUUGCGGCAUUGAUGGAUGAUGAUUAG